CGCACGCGACGGGCAAAUCCGAUACUCGCUUAAUCCGCGUUUCCGUUUUUCUUCGCCGUACGUGCCGACGUGCGUUCGUGUUUUAUGUUCUGCUGCGCGACGAGAUGCGAGCGAAAUAUGGCGCCGCGCGACGAGAAACCGCAUUUCUCGAUCGCACGGCGGCUCGAUAUAGGGGUUACAAGCCGCGAAUCCGCUCGCGCUCGUUACGAUUUCCGCGUUAUCCGCGCGCGGAUACGAGCACCGCGCUUCCCGGACCAAAACGUUUUUGACAUCGCGUCGCGCGAUUUUCUUCGCGCAUCGGAUUUUAUAUCCUGGGUCUCGGGGGCGCGUGUUACACACCGCCGCUCUCUCCGCAAGCACCUCGAGAGUGUUUAUUGUUCUCCCGUAUUAUUUUUAGAAUCCGCUUAUGUAAAUGACGCAGUAUCGUCGGACUUCUCCGUUGGCGGGAAGUUUGAACGGGGGCACGAGCGCGCUUACGCUUUUUUUUUUCUUUUCUUUUCUUAUCCGGAGAAAUGACUUUGGCAAAACUUUUCCGUUGUGCAAGAGACCCGUGUGAAUGUUUACGUUGUCAAGUUUUUUCCGUGUCCGAUUGAGAACGCGGAUAUUUAAACAGAAAUUCUUCAGUUCUCGGAGACUCCUGUAAUCCAAUCAAAAAAGUAACUCGCCAGGUAGCGAGGAUAUGGAAAGUAUGGUCGAGGAAAAUGGAUCAAGUGUCGAUCCGUUGUCCCAGAGUUCUCAAAGUGGUGAUGCUGCACCAGCAAUCGCAACCUCGGUACAAUCUAUCGAUAGAACCCAUCAGCAGCAAACACAUCAUCUGGUAGCUUCCACCAGCAUUGUGCAACUGACACUACCUUCGUCAGGAACAACACAGGUACAAUCGGUUAUACAACCCAAUCAACAAUCUGUAAUACAAACUGCAACGAACAUACAACCUGUUGCCAUUUCCAAAGGAAACGUUAUUCUCGUCAGCAAACCUAAUUCCGUUAUACAAACUGCACAAGGCAGUUUACAAACUCUUCAGGUGGUUGAAACUGCGAGUGAUGACAGUUUCUCAGACGAGGAUUCACCUAAAAAGAGAAAUAUUCUUACCAGACGACCUUCGUAUAGAAAGAUCCUCAACGACUUAGGCGGAGGAGAGAUCACAGACGGUCGUUUGCCACCUUUAGAAUCAUCUUCCGAGUGUGAUUCUAACGUGGACAGUGAAGUGUCUUCCCAUUCGCUCCAUUACCAAACAGUAAUUCCUGCCGGUACUAUUCAAAUUGCGACCCAAGGGGAGGGAGUUCAGGGGCUUCACACAUUAACUAUGAGCAAUGCGGCGACGGCGGGUGGAGCUAUAGUGCAGUAUGCACAGGGCCAGGACACUCAAUUUUUUGUCCCAGCUUAUACAGGUCACGGAGUUGUAGUCGAGGAUGCGGCGAGAAAGAGAGAAUUGAGGUUGCUUAAAAACAGAGAGGCGGCGCGUGAAUGCAGAAGAAAGAAGAAGGAAUAUAUAAAGUGCUUAGAAAAUCGUGUCGCGGUAUUGGAAAACAGAAAUCAGACUUUAAUUGACGAACUCAAGUCAUUAAAGGAAUUAUAUCAGCAGAAAACCGACUGAGAUUGGUGUUUUAAAUGCUGGCGGACAGUGUAUCAAAACCAUUACCCUGUACAUGUCUUGUUUGUGUACAUUAUCCUAAAUGUUGCUAGGGGGUAAGCGAUGGUGAUGUACAUGCAUUCUUUAUAGAUAAGCGUUUCUCUGUAACAUACUGUAUUUAAGUACGAAAUACGAAGGCUUGUGAAACUUGCUGUUUACUAAAGCGGGAAGCCAAAGGUAACAUGGACACAGAGACAGCAAACACGUAGGCAAUAUUUGGUAUAUAUACAUCAAUCUAUAUUUUCGAUAAAUAUAUAAAAUAAAUACGAGAUAAAAUCUCUUUACAUUUACUUGGAAACAAAAACUUUCGACUUUCACAGCUUUGACAUAUUCAGAUUUGCAUUAUUUGACUUGCAUAUAUGCUAUUCGUGUUUGUUUUAGCAUCACCAUUUAUUGCCCGUUUGUACUGGUCGAGUUCGUUAGGUGUGUGCACCGAUCGCCAUUUUUCUUUUGUUAUCAAUGUGUUUAUUAAAGAUUGAAGCGAGGCGAAGCGAAACACACACGCCUCCGUCCACUGCGUAAUUCUAUUCGCAGAGUGGAGUGUUAAAUCGAUUAAACUGUAAUCAAGUUAUUACACUGUAAUUACAACGUAAUCGCAAUAGCGUGUAAUCGCCACAAUUAACGAUUACAAAAUGUAAUUUAAUUAUCAGUAUCAAUUGCUAAUUGCGUUGUAAUUGCAGUUUAAUUUUAUUUCAUGAAAGAGUGGAUUUCAUUUAUUGUUUAUUGCAAAAAUACAAUUUGUCUCGCGGAAAGUGUUAAAUGUAAAUUAAUAAUAUUUAAAAUCUGGUGAAUACUGAAACAAUCUGAUAAAUCAUUGGUUGGAAUUGUAAUAAUGAGUGUAAAUGAUUUGAGUUAUAAAAAUUUGUCUUUUGACAUAGUAUAAUUAGCCUUGUAUUUUGCUUCACUUUAUCGGUAAAUGCAUUCAUUUAUUUCUGAAGAUUCUAUAGUAUAUGUAACUACAUUAAUUAAACACGCAUUUAGUAACAUAUUUUAUCGAUAUAAAAGUGAAGUGGAAAAUACAGCCCAGAACUAUGUUGGUUACGUUCGUUCUAUUUAAAAAAAUUUUUUUCUUGAACGAGUAAUUUCCGUAAUUUUUUUAAACACAUUUAUCACUUUUUAAUAUCUACUGCAGCAUUUACGCAACUUAGAAUUUUCUCCGUUUCACCAUCAAAUAUAUAUAUAGAUAGUUUUCAUUCUCUCAUGAAACGAAGUAUAAACGGGUAUAAAAAAAAAAAACAAUAAUAAUGAGACCAUGCAUGUGUCCUUUAUGACGUUUCACAAAAAACAAAAAAAAUUAAUCGGGAAGCAUGCAAUGCUAAAAGAUAAUCCGCUUUUAACAAACUUGCUUUAAAAUUGAAUAUACUCUUCUACGAGAAAAAAAAAAAUCUUGGCAUUGUACGUAGAAAACUGUAAAACGUAGUUACACAAUAAUAAUGAUGAUGUUACUGCAAGCAGAGUAAAAAGAAAAACAAAAAAAAAAAAAAAAAGACAGAAGAAGAUGCAUCUCUUCUUUUCUUUCUGUAAGCUGUAUGAAUCAUUGUUAUGUUUUACUGUAUAAAUGCGCGGAUACACUGAAUCCCAUACGUGCCUUCACCUAUCAAUAGUGAGACUUGGAUGGUUGAACAUAGAUGUAUCUAUGAUAUAUAGAAAUAUAUAUGUAUAUAUGUAUAAUGUAUAUAUAUAAAUAUAUAUAUAUAUAUAUGUGAUAUAUAGAUAUCUAUGGAUUUGAGUCUCUCGCAUUAUUUCUCGAUAUUUGUGCACUAUGAAUUUCCAAACAUAGUUCAAAAUUCGCCAAUUUUACAUUAGCGCAGAAAUAUCCAAAAAUAAUGCGUUGAGAUUGCGAAUGUUCGUAUAACGCGUAGUCCCAAUAAAUUUCGACUGUUUUGUAUUUCUGUUGAAACACGAAUGAGAAUAGAAGGAUGUGAUUGAUUACGCGAAUAAUAUAUAAGUGCCAUGGAAUCGCACAUUCAAUGACUCUUGAUCUAGGUGAAGGCAUGUAAGAGACGCAGACGGUGUUAGAUCGCUUUAAAAAAAAAAAAAAAGAAAAAAGAAAAAAAAUUGAGCA
Molecule: messenger RNA, 3695 nt
Organism: Pseudomyrmex gracilis
Lineage: Eukaryota; Metazoa; Arthropoda; Insecta; Hymenoptera; Formicidae
Gene: CrebB
Product: cyclic AMP-responsive element-binding protein 1
Exons: 8
Coding region: 680-1594 (304 amino acids)
Biological process (GO): regulation of transcription by RNA polymerase II
Cellular component (GO): nucleus; transcription regulator complex
Molecular function (GO): RNA polymerase II cis-regulatory region sequence-specific DNA binding; protein binding; DNA-binding transcription factor activity, RNA polymerase II-specific
Source: RefSeq, a predicted model, not a curated record